Arabis nemorensis is the source of this 306-nucleotide messenger RNA. NCBI's taxonomy places the organism in Eukaryota, Viridiplantae, Streptophyta, Magnoliopsida, Brassicales, Brassicaceae. The record is from the annotation of a GenBank genome assembly.
AUGGCAAAUCUCCUUGGUAAUAGGCUUAGCCCAGAUUGGAGCACGACUGUAACCCGGCUAAAGAACAAUAGGCUCUCAAAGAUGGAUUUCCAACUAGCUCGGAUGGCUUUCCAGACCACGAUAUACUGGAUAUGGAGAGAAAGGAACGGAAGAAGUCAUCAAAGUCCCACCAACACGGCAUCGUCUAUUGCUCGAACCAUUCACAAGGCAAUUCAUGAUCGAUUGCUCUCUCUCAGCCAUGGCUCAAGAGCAGGAAAUAAUGAAGCCAUAUUGAGAUGGAAUGCAGUAACCAGACGAAAUAUGUAG